Molecule: messenger RNA, 7082 nt
Organism: Sus scrofa (pig)
Lineage: Eukaryota; Metazoa; Chordata; Mammalia; Artiodactyla; Suidae
Source: RefSeq, a predicted model, not a curated record
GUCCUACUUUCCUGUUUGGACCCCUGCCUUCUGCAACUCAUUCCUCAGCACCCCUCAAGAGCCCCCACUUUAGUAGAGCCUCUGAGUCACAGUCCUGAGUUCAGAUUCUGCCUGCAACCACUUACUGGCUGUGUGACUCUGGACAAGCUGCUUAAUCCCUUUGAGCCUUAGCUUCUGUUUCUAUAAAAUGAGUAUGAUAACAGAACCCACCCCGAUGCUGGUGUAAAGAUGUAAAUGAGUUAAUACAUGUGGGAUGCUUAGAUUAGAGGCUGGCCCCAGGUAAGCACUUAAUAGUUGGUCAUUGUUGUAAUUCUACACACAUCAGAAAUCAAAUCUGCCAGCCCUCUCCCCACUCUGGGCCUUUAUCUGGAUGUUCUUUGUCUGCCUCUUCAUUUCCCCACUUCACCUGACUGGGUCCUACUCAGUUGUCACCUCUUUGAGAUGCCUCCUGAUACCCAGGCAGGGUAAAGCACCUCCCCGCCCUGUAUUUCUGCUGUAUCACUUCUUAAGCCAGGGAGACUAAGCACCUGGACCACUGGACCAUGUGCUCUCUUUUUGGGUCCCAGAGCCUGUUCUGGGUACACAGUAGGUGCUCAGUGAAUGUUUUCCAUGUCCAGAUUCCCUGCAGUCCACUGUAAUCUCAUUCAGUCCUCCUGGGUAGUAGUGACUGUUCUUCCUAUUCUCCAAAGGCCUGGAGAGGUGAUGUGACUUGCCCAAGGUCACACAGCCGGCCAGUGGCCGACAAUGAGAUCUGCACCACUGUCUAGGGCCUCAAGUCCAAGCUCCAGGAGGGGGAACUGGCCUCCAACUAGAGCCUGAGAAGCCUUUUCAGGCUGCUCUGCCAGCGGCCCUGAGAACACUUAAAACCACCCCAAGCAUAUGAGGAUGGUGUCUAUUUUUAAAGUCUAAAUACCAUGGGAGCUGGGUCCUGCUGACCAGCUGUCCAGGCACCCAUGUGGCUGAAUGUUUAGCUGAAUUGCCUCUAGGGUUUCUCUGGAAUGAAACUGAGACUGUGUUACUGUGUCCUGUGGCUUCUGGAGGUGGCUGGUGACUGCAAGUGGGGGUCCCAGGCAGGUAGAAGAAGUUUUUGAUCCCUGUUGUCCCUAGGCCCCGACUCUGUGGCCAGGGGGUGACUCUGUUCCUACUCAGACUCCAACUGAGGGGUCUUGCAGGAAUUUCCACAUCAUUUCUUUUCUGGCCCCCCUGCAGAUUUGGAAUUCUCAUGCUAGGGAUCAGAUGCAAGCUGCACUUGCAACCUGUGCUGUAGCUGCAGCAACACUGGAUCCUUUAAUCCAUUCUGCCGAGCCAGGGAUUGAACCUGCGUCUCAGUGCCCCAGAGAUGCCACCAAUCCUAUUGCACUGCAGGGGGACCUCCUCCCACAUCAUUUCUUGAAAAUACAGUCAUAUUGGUUAACAUGGGUUGAGGAGCCAGGAGACCUGACUGGUGGGCUGAUUCUCUUCCCAACUUGCUGUGCGGUCCUGGGUGGUUCUCACAACCUCUAGGGGUCUAGUUUCCUCAUCUACCUCAUGCUAAAAGCUGGUUGUCUUAUUGAAACCUCCCAAGGAUGUUAUGAAUUGGGGCAAAGAAAAUUCCCCUUUUAUAAAUGGAAAAAUUGAGGCUGAGAGAGAAGUUAAUUGCUCAAGGUCACCCAGGUGAUAAGUGGCAGGGCCCGUAUAUUUACUUAAAGCCAAACUUCAGUGCCCAAGCUCUUAUCUACCAAGUGAUAUAUAAUCCUGUAUACCCUGCUUUUACCACCUCCACACACAUAUGCAUCUCAGAGAGUUGUGAGUAUCUCAGAGUUCCUGUUUGCAGGAACUUGGGGUAUCUGAACACUGAGGCCUAUUUCAGAAGGAUUGGCUUCUGAGUUUGGAUUUCCACACAGCAGUUUGGCCCUGAGCCCUGUUAGGGGCUAGCUUUGACCUUCCCUCUCCUCCUGUCCUCAGCUUGCCUCAUCGGGCCCUCUUUGAACCUGUUGUUUGCUGGGCCUGGAGUCCCAGAGUUGAACUGACCUCUGUGAGUUCACGGUUUAAUGGGGGAGACACUGGUGAUCAGGCUUGCAGUGCACUGUGAGAUGCUAUGAUGGAGAGGGCCCUCCCCAGGGGAACCGAGUGUGCUUAGAGUGUGCAGGUGAGGAAUAAGGCAGGGUGGUCAGAGGAGUCUUCUCUGAGAAUGGGACAUUUGAGCUGGGCCCUUGACAGAUGAAUAGGAGUUCUGUAGGUGGAGAAGAAAGAGGAGGGCAGGAGGCCUGUCUUGGGCAAAGGAGCACAUCCCUUGGAUUGCCUGGCUGGGCUGAGUCUCCCUGAACUGCAGCAGAAACACAGCUUCAGGACCCUGCCUGCCUUCUCUGAACAUUGUCUCAGCUGGACAGUCUUAGGAGUUUGUGUGCCUACCCCAGUCCUGUUCUGGCUCAGAACCAGUUUGCUUCCUUCACCUUACCUUGGCUGCUUCUGCAGUGGCCAGGCUCAGAGGUAGGCAUAGUGUGCCCUGCCAUCCCCUCCUUGCUUUGAACCCAGCUGCCUUCUCUAGGCAGCUUGAGGCUUAUCCCAGCUGUUCAAAAUAAAUAGCUAUGACAUCGACAGGGGCCCUCCCUGCAGGGCCCUGGGAGCCACUGUGACAUCUAGCAGCAGUCCUGCAAAGGUUCAUGGCCACCAGUGACCUGAUGUCAGAGCUGCAGAAGGACUCCAUCCAGCUGGACGAGGACAGUGAGCGCAAGGUAGUAAAGAUGCUGCUUAGGCUCCUGGAGGACAAGAACGGGGAGGUGCAGAACCUGGCGGUCAAGUGCCUGGGGCCUCUGGUGGGCAAAGUGAAGGAGUACCAGGUAGAGACCAUCGUGGAUGCCCUCUGUGCCAACAUGCGUUCGGACAAGGAGCAGCUUCGGGACAUCGCGGGCAUUGGCCUCAAGACCGUGCUGUCAGAGCUCCCCCCUGCAGCCACAGGCUCUGGCCUGGCAACCAACGUGUGCCGGAAGAUCACAGGCCAGCUCACCAGUGCCAUCGCUCAGCAGGAGGAUGUGGCUGUGCAACUGGAAGCCCUGGACAUCCUCUCUGACAUGCUAAGCAGGCUGGGCGCCCCACUGGGCGCCUUCCACGCCAGCCUCCUGCACUGUCUGCUGCCUCAGCUGAGCAGCCCGCGCCUGGCCGUGCGCAAGCGGGCGGUGGGGGCGCUCGGCCACCUGGCGGCUGCCUGCAGUACCGACCUCUUCACUGAGCUCGCUGACCACCUGCUAGACCGGCUGCCUGGCCCGCGUGCGCCCACCAGCCCCGCAGCCCUCCGCACCGUGAUCCAGUGUUUGGGCAGUGUCGGCCGCCAGGCAGGCCACCGCCUCGGGGCUCACCUGGACCGGCUGGUGCCCUUAGUGGAGGAGUUCUGCAACCUGGACGAUGAUGAGCUUCGGGAGUCCUGCCUCCAGGCCUUUGAGGCCUUCCUGAGGAAGUGCCCCAAGGAGAUGGGCCCUCAUGUGCCCAACGUGACCAGCCUCUGCCUUCAGUACAUAAAGCACGACCCCAACUAUAACUAUGACAGUGACGAGGACGAGGAGCAGAUGGAGACGGAGGAUAGUGAAUUCAGUGAGCAAGAGAGUGAGGAUGAGUACAGCGAUGACGACGACAUGAGCUGGAAGGUGCGCCGGGCGGCGGCCAAGUGCCUGGCGGCCUUGAUCGGCUCGCGGCCGGACCUGCUGCAUGACUUCCACUGCACCCUGGCGCCUGUGCUUAUCCGCCGCUUCAAGGAACGCGAGGAGAAUGUUAAGGCCGACGUGUUCGGGGCUUACAUCGUGCUGCUGCGGCAGACGCGGCCCCCAAAGGGCUGGCUGGAGGGCGUGGAGGAGCCCACCCAGACCGGCAGCAACCUCCACAUACUUCGAGGACAGGUGCCUCUUGUGAUCAAGGCCCUUCAGCGGCAGCUUAAAGAUCGGAGUAUCAGGGCCCGCCAGGGGUGCUUCAGCCUCCUCACCGAGCUGGCGGGUGUCCUCCCGGGCAGCCUGGCAGAACACAUGCCCGUGCUGGUAGCAGGCAUCGUCUUCUCACUGGCGGACCGCUCCAGCUCCUCCACCAUCCGGAUGGAUGCCCUGGCCUUCCUGCAGGGGCUGCUGGGCACGGAGCCGGCUGAGGCUUUCCACACCCACCUGCCCACUCUCCUGCCACCUGUGAUGGCCUGCGUGGCUGACCCUUUCUACAAGAUCGCAGCUGAGGCCCUGCUAGUACUCCAGGAGCUGGUGAAGGCCCUGUGGCCAUUGGACAGGCCUCGGACGCUGGACCCGGAGCCCUACAUUGGAGAGAUGUCUGCAGCCACCUUGGCCCGGCUUCGUGCUACCGACCUGGACCAGGAGGUGAAGGAGCGGGCCAUCUCCUGCAUGGGCCACCUUGUGGGCCACCUGGGUGACCGGCUUGGGGAUGACCUGGAGCCGUCACUGUUGCUCCUCCUGGACCGUCUGCGGAAUGAGAUCACCCGGCUUUCCGCCGUCAAGGCGCUGACGCUGGUGGCUGUGUCCCCGCUGCGGAUUGACCUGCAGCUCAUCCUGGCUGAGGCGUUGCCCAUCCUGGCCUCGUUCCUGCGCAAGAACCAGCGGGCGCUGCGGCUGGCCACCCUGGCAGCCCUGGAUGCCCUGGCCCGGAGCCAGGGCCUCAGCCUCCCACCCCCCGCUGUGCGGACCGUGUUGGCUGAGCUGCCUGCCCUGGUCAGUGAGAGCGACAUGCAUGUGGCCCAGCUGGCUGUGGACUUCCUCGCCACUGUGACCCAUGCCCAGCCAGCCUCAUUGGCCGAGGUCAGUGGUCCUGUGCUCUCUGAGUUGCUGCGGUUGCUACGCUCACCCCUGCUGCCGGCUGGUGUGCUGGCAGCCGCCGAAGGCUUCCUGCAGGCUCUGGUAGGGACGCGGCCACCGUGCGUGAACUACGCAGAACUCAUCAGCCUGCUCACUGCACCUGUUUACAACCAACCCGUGGACAGCGGGCCUGGCCUGCACAAGCAGGUGUUCCACUCGCUGGCACGGUGUGUGGCAGCCCUUGCAGCAGCCUGUCCCCAGGAGGCAGCAGGCACAGCCAAGCGCCUGGUCUGUGAUGCCAGGUCACCCAGCUCCAGCACGGGGGUCAAGGUCCUGGCGUUCCUGUCGCUGGCUGAGGUGGGCCAGGUGGCUGGGCCGGGACCCCAGCGGGAGCUGAAGGCAGUGCUGCUAGAAGCCUUGGGCUCGCCCAGCGAGGACGUGAGGGCAGCCGCCUCCUAUGCGCUGGGCCGCGUGGGUGCAGGGAACCUGCCCGACUUCCUUCCCUUUCUGCUGGGGCAGAUCGAGGCUGAGCCCCGGCGGCAGUACCUGCUGCUGCACUCGCUCCGGGAGGCCCUGGGCGCUGCCCCACCUGACAGCCUGAAGCCCUACGCUGAGGACAUCUGGGCCUUGCUGUUCCAGCGCUGCGAGGGUGCUGAAGAGGGCACCCGGGGGGUGGUAGCCGAGUGCAUCGGAAAGCUCGUCCUUGUGAACCCUCCGUUCCUUCUGCCCCGGUUCCGGAAGCAACUUGCUGCAGGUCAGCCUCACACUCGCAGCACUGUCAUCACAGCAGUGAAGUUCCUCAUCUCGGACCAGCCCCACCCAAUUGACCCCCUCCUGAAGAGCUUCAUCGGAGAAUUCAUGGAGAGCCUGCAGGACCCAGACCUGAACGUGCGCCGGGCUACGCUGGCUUUCUUCAACUCUGCUGUGCACAAUAAGCCCUCGCUGGUCCGAGACCUGCUGGAUGACAUCCUGCCCCUGCUCUACCAGGAGACCAAGAUCCGCCGGGACCUCAUCCGAGAGGUGGAGAUGGGGCCUUUUAAGCACACAGUGGACGAUGGGCUGGAUGUGAGGAAGGCGGCCUUUGAAUGCAUGUACUCGCUGCUUGAGAGCUGCCUGGGCCAGCUGGACAUCUGCGAGUUCCUGAACCACUUGGAGGAUGGCCUGAAGGACCACUAUGAUAUCCGGAUGCUGACCUUCAUCAUGCUUGCACGACUGGCUACGCUGUGUCCUGUGCCUGUCCUGCAGAGGGUGGACCGGCUCAUUGAGCCCCUCAGGGCCACAUGCACCGCCAAGGUCAAAGCUGGUUCUGUGAAGCAGGAAUUUGAGAAGCAAGAUGAAUUGAAGCGCUCUGCAAUGAGGGCAGUGGCUGCCCUGCUGACCAUCCCUGAAGUGGGGAAGAGCCCCAUCAUGGCCGACUUCUCAUCCCAAAUCCGCUCCAACCCUGAGCUGACCACCCUCUUUGAAAGCAUCCAGAAGGAUUCUGCAUCAGCCCCCAGCACAGACUCCAUGGAGCUCAGCUAGUGCUCCCCGGCCCAAGAACCCCCACUCACAAGGAGCCUCACGCACCCACCCCCACAGGCCUCUACUCCUGCCCUUUACUCAUCUCACUGGGGGCCCCCCUUGCUCCCAGUUGGGGGGGGGAGGAGGGGUUUACAGUGCCUUCUCUGUUGGCCCCCAAUCAGAGCUGCAAGGCUGCCAACAGUUGGCCCCUUUGACUCAGGACAGUCGCUCAAUCAACAGGGUGAUAGUUCUUCUAAGCCUCUUCCAUGGAGCUGGAUGACUUCACAGGGUCAGCCUGGCUCCUUCAAGCCAUGGGAGUCUCUGCCUCAGAGGUCUUCGUAUUUAUAAACACUCUUGUGCUCACGGCUCUGAAAGGUCAGGAAGGUGCAGACUGGCCUUCCUCCCCGACUGGAGUCCCAUGUUGCUCAUUUCACCUGAUUUGCCAAAAAUUAGUGCUUUGCCAGACAUCUUAAUGCAGAUACUCCUGGGUUAUCCACAUUUUUGAAUCCGAGAUGCUUUAUUUCAAAUUGGCAGUAAUAAAUCCAAAAUGCAUAGUACUUCUUGCAAGGGGGGUGGGGCAUGGAAUUAGAUCUAAUUUUUUUUCCUAAUUCCAGAACUCUUAUGUAGCCAACUAGGAACAGGAAAGCACAAGGAAACAGUACGUAUCACCUUUCAUGUCCCCCACCUAGGUAGCCACAAGGUUUGUCCUGGGAAAAGUAUGGAGUAUGUCCAGUUUGUAGUAUCAAGGAUAGAAACAUUAAUCAACAGGCCAAAGAAUUUCCUGUGCUAUUCCAGGUUAAUAAAGUAGAGAUUCUAAAUUGC